GAGAGAGAGAGAUAAAGACAAUCAUCUGGUAUGUAAUCUUUGAAGAGACAGACAAAACGAGAUAAGGCUUUAAAGCCUCUCACCACUUCCCUCGUUUCUCUUCUAAAGCUUAUCAGGGAAAGCAGCAGCGAUUUUAUCGCCUUCUGGGAGAGCAAGCAAGGCGAAGUAAAAGUUUUUUAGAUGGCUACGGUUACUCCUUCCUCUAUCAGCAAACCAUGGCUCGUUCCCGGAGCAGCUUUCACUGUAAAGAAGAAUGAUUGCUCCAUCAAAUGUUGCUUCUCGCGUAAAGCUGGCAAACAUAUACCACCAUCAACUCAAAGACUCGUCCUUCCUCUUUCCACUUCGCUUAAACUGUUUCCUACUCAUGGAAGACACUUUGUGCUGCAUCCUCAUCGUACUAGAGCCACCACAGAAACUGACCUCGUGGCGGCCGCUGUAGAGGGACAAGAUUCUCCUCCUGUUCCGGAAACCGACGCCAAUGACAAGUCAGAUGAUUCAGCUCCUCCUGCUGCUCCUACUUCAAGGGGAACAGCAAGACCUGGAAGGAAGAGCGAGAUGCCUGCGGUUAAGAACGAGGAGCUUGUUGCUGGUGCUACCUUCACCGGGAAAGUAAGAGCCAUCCAGCCCUUUGGUGCUUUCAUCGAUUUUGGUGCUUUCACUGAUGGGUUAGUCCACGUCUCUCAACUGAGUGACACCUUUGUUAAAGAUGUUGCGAGUGUUGUCUCUAUUGGGCAAGAGGUGAAAGUGAGGCUGGUGGAAGCUGACAUUGAGGCUAAACGUAUCUCUCUCACUAUGCGUUCCAAUGACGAUCCUCCUAAACGCCAGUCCGGUGGUGGUGAUAAUAAGCCGAGGCCAGGAGGGAAAAGAGGGGGACAGAAGAAGGAAGAUGGGUUCAGCUCAAAGUAUGUGAAAGGGCAGAUGCUGGAUGGAACGGUGAAGAACUUGACGAGGUCAGGAGCGUUUAUAACGAUUGGUGAAGGUGAAGAAGGGUUCUUGCCUACGAAUGAGGAAGCAGAUGAUGGGAUUGGGAGCAUGAUGAUGGGUGGAGGGUCUUCGUUGCAAGCUGGACAAGAGGUUAAGGUUCGUGUGUUGAGGAUAGCGAGGGGACGUGUUACUUUGACGAUGAAAGAGGAAGAUGAUGGUAAGUUUGAUGAAACGCUCAGUCAAGGAGUUGUGCAUACAGCCACGAAUCCGUUUGUGCUUGCUUUCCGUAAGAACGAGGAGAUUGCUGCGUUUCUUGAUAAGAGGGAGGAAGAAGCUGAGAAACCAGUGGAGCCUGUGAAGGAAUCAGAGGAAGCUAUCACCUCUGAGAAAGUUGAUGAAUCGUUAUCUUUAUCACCUGAAGAGGUUCUUUCAGAAACUCCAAAGGUAGAAGAAGAAGAAGAAGAAGAAGAAGAAGUGAUAGAGACCAAAGCUGAAGAGGAGACAGAAGAGCAAACGGAAACACUUGCUGCUGCAGCAGCUGAAGUUGAGGAGGUGGAAAAGGUUGAGGAAACGCCAGAUGUUCCUCCAGUUCCAGAAACCAAAAGUGAAGAGGAAGUUUCUGAGAACUCUAUUCCUCAAAGUUCAGCUACUGAUGAAGUUUCAUCUCCAGAGGCUGUGGUAAGCGAAGACGUUGAGAAGAAGCAGGAAGUGGUGGCUGAAGUACCUGUUACUGAAACUGUACCUGAUGAAGUUCCAUCUUCAGAAGCUGUAGCAACUGAAGACGUUGAGAAGAAGGAGGAGGUGGUAGCCGGAGUACCUGUUGCUGAAGCUAUACCUGAUGAAGUUUCAUCUCCAGAAGCUGUAGCAAGUGAAGACGUUGAGAAAGUGGCCGAAGUACCUGUUGCUGAAGCCGAGACUCCUGCAGCAGUAGUCACAGAAGCUUCUACUGAGGAAAGUGGCAUCAAAGCUGGCAUUUCACCGGCCUUAGUGAAGCAACUCAGAGAAGAAACAGGAGCCGGAAUGAUGGACUGCAAGAACGCUCUCUUGGAGAGCGAGGGAGAUAUGGUGAAAGCUCAAGAGUACCUCCGCAAGAAGGGACUAGCGAGCGCAGACAAGAAAGCCAGCAGAGCCACAGCCGAGGGGAGAAUCGGUUCCUAUAUCCACGACAGCAGAAUCGGUGUCCUCUUGGAAGUUAACUGCGAGACAGACUUUGUCUCACGCGGUGACAUCUUCAAGGAACUGGUUGAUGAUCUGGCUAUGCAGGUGGCUGCGUACCCUCAAGUAGAGUACCUUGUACCUGAAGAUGUUUCAGAAGAGAUUGUGAAGAAGGAAAAGGAGAUAGAGAUGCAAAAGGAAGAUCUUCUGUCGAAACCGGAGCAGAUAAGGGAGAAGAUAGUGGAAGGUCGGAUAAAGAAGAGGGUAGACGCACUUGCACUGCUCGAGCAACCAUACAUUAAAGACGAUAAGGUGAUAGUGAAGGAUCUCGUAAAGCAGAGGAUAGCAACCAUUGGAGAGAACAUCAAGGUGAAGAGAUUCAUUAGGUACACUCUCGGAGAAGGCCUCGAGAAGAAGAGUCAGGACUUUGCUGCUGAGGUUGCUGCUCAAACCGCAGCUAAACCGAAAGCCGAACCAGAGAAAGAACAGCCAAAGGCUGAAGAGUUGCCCAAGGAAGCUGUUCCAAGUCCACCAACUGCAGUGGUUUCAGCUGGUCUUGUGAAGCAGCUGCGUGAAGAAACAGGAGCAGGGAUGAUGGAUUGCAAGAAGGCGUUGGCGGAGACAGGAGGAGAUCUUGAGAAAGCGCAAGAGUAUCUCAGGAAGAAAGGUCUUUCAACAGCCGAUAAGAAAUCAAGCAGGCUUGCAGCUGAAGGGAGAAUCGGUUCAUACAUCCACGAUGCUCGCAUUGGAGUCCUCAUAGAAGUGAACUGCGAGACUGAUUUUGUGGGAAGAAGCGAAAAGUUCAAGGAACUGGUUGAUGAUCUUGCAAUGCAAGCAGUGGCUAAUCCACAGGUGCAGUAUGUGUCCAUAGAGGACAUUCCAGAGGAGAUAAAGCAGAAAGAAAAGGAGAUUGAGAUGCAAAGAGAGGAUCUUGAGUCGAAACCAGAGAACAUAAAGGAGAAGAUUGUUGAAGGAAGGAUCUCAAAGAGGCUUGGAGAAAUGGCAUUGCUUGAGCAGCCUUUCAUUAAAGAUGAUAGCGUUCUGGUCAAGGAUCUUGUGAAGCAAACGGUGGCUACUCUUGGUGAAAACAUUAAGGUCAGGAGGUUUGUGAAGUUUACCCUUGGAGAAGACAACUGAAUGGGGAGUUUCUCUUUUGUCACAUGAGUUUAAAGCAAAGUCUUCCCUCUUUUGUUUUGUAGACAAAAUCAUUCAGUAUUCACCUUUUGAUUAGAAUUUUUAAUCAAAAAGCUGUAAACUUUUUUGGUUCAUGAAAAUAUGAGAUUGUUUUUCAUU
Molecule: messenger RNA, 3372 nt
Organism: Brassica oleracea var. oleracea
Lineage: Eukaryota; Viridiplantae; Streptophyta; Magnoliopsida; Brassicales; Brassicaceae
Exons: 7
Coding region: 181-3216 (1011 amino acids)
Biological process (GO): mitochondrial translational elongation
Cellular component (GO): mitochondrial matrix
Molecular function (GO): protein binding; translation elongation factor activity
Source: RefSeq, a predicted model, not a curated record